GUGCUAGGGGCCGAGGGACAGGGAGCCUCUGGGCGGAAGGAGGGCGGACCAGGGGAUCAGCGCUGCCGGAGGCACUCAGUGACUUGGAUCUCAUCCAGGAUCCCACAUGACAAUGAGCUAUUUUUCUCGUAAUUGGUAAAAAAAAAAACAAACAAAAAAGACCCGGGCAGAUAAAAUACAGAUUACGCCUCUAGAAAUCUGGCCGGCUCUGACGCUCAAACAGCACCUCGCUCACAGCCAGAGUCAACCGAUGUCCCUGAAUAGAGGUCGAGGCCGCAUCCAGCUGGAGAGAGGACAGCAGGGAAAGUGUUCCCCCUGCAGGGACAGCGCCCCCUGAGGACCCUGAGGGCACGCCCGCCGCAGGCAGGGUCCUGGGCAGUCUGGAGAGGGUCUGCGCUUGAGUGGGGCCACCCAGCAGGUCGGCACCCGUGGGGCACACGGCAGGGUCAGACACAGACCUGUGUCUUCGUGUGACAUGUCCAAUCUGGUGGGACGGGAACCAGCAGACCUGCAAGGACGUGCAUAAUUUCAAGUUGUGAAGGACCACAGAGGGAAUCACAGGGUGGAGGUGGCCUCCUAGCUGCUAGCAGAGGAGAAGGAGCUGCUGGGAGGAGACUCAGGACUGGGGGGCAUCAUGAGCACAAAGCACGGCAUAUGCAAAGGCCCUGAGGUUGGGAUGCGCUUGGUAUGGGGUCUUGGGCCAACAGGGAGGCCAGGGGGUUGAUGCUCCCUCGUCUUCCUCUCGGGCAGAUAGUCCUGAGGAAUGUCCUACCCAGUUCCUCAGGGGCCCACAGUGGUUACGAGGGCCCGCCCUGCCCCAUCCUCCCCGGCCCCUCACUCCUGCUCUCCGGACCAACCCGCUGCACCAAACCCUUGCUUCAGGCUCCGUGUUUGGCCGAGUCCAGACUGAGAUGUGGGAGGAGAGACAAGCCUCCCGCUUCAGUGUCCUGCUGGUCUGGACAAUGUCAUCGAGAGGGAGUGAGGACAGGGUACAGCGGCCUCAGCUGCAGGCGACGAGGGAAGGAAGAGCAGCCUCAGAGGACCCCGGAAAAGAUUGGGAAGCAAGCAGGGAAAGAAGCCCGCGGACGGGUGUCUGGGAGGACAAGCGAGGACGGCGCUUCUGGAAGGAGCCAGCGAUGCACAUGAGGCUGGGAGAGGCAAGGACAAAGUCGGGUCCUGGGGUGGGGGGGGCCGAUUCUUGCCUCCCCUACGGUCCAGGCCAGUGCGGCGACAGCGUGCUGCCCAGGUCGGGCCGUCCCCGGGGACUGCAAGGGGGGGGUGCGUGCUCACAGGACAGGCACGGAGUCCGCGGCCUUUCAAAGGCCGGGAAGGGAUCCGAGCCUCACGCUCCCCCGCGUCGGGCACCUUGCAGAGCUGACUGUGCCACGUUUCACCCCGUGCCCAGUCCCUUGAGCCUCCCUCGGGCGCCUCACCGCUGGGGGCCGUCUCCGCGGCCCCCCUCCACCCACCGCAGGUGCCCUGUGCGGUGCUGUCUCUGCACUGCUCCCGGGAAAUGUGCUGAGUCCGGGGAGUUAUCUCAGGUCAGCGAAGGAACAGACGGGAGGGAAAGCAGGCCUGCGGCCGGAGCGCGGUGGCUCCCAGGCGGGGGCGGCCAGGCCAGGUGCCCACCCGUGACCACCUCAGCCUCCGGCGCCUGGGCAGGGGUCAGCGUGGGGGGGCAGCCACCCCUCUGCAAUCCGCAGUCCUCUGCCUGGCGAGCUGCCUCGUGCGCGCAUCUGUAAAACCGGAUGUUGGUGAGCCCCUGAUGCCGUCCUCGCUCUGUGGGAGCGUGGCCGGGGGGGGGGGGUCGAACGUGGCGUGGCCUUACCGUCUCAACCACCUUCCAGUGGCAGUGGCAUCGAGCGCACUCACACUGUCGCGCAGCCGCCCCCGCCAUCCGCCUCCAGAACCUUCCAUCUCCCCAGACUGAGACCCUGCCCCCAUGAAGCAUGACUCCCCGCCCCCUGCCAUCCACUCUCUGUCUCUGUGGACGGGACUCCUCUAGGGGGUCACGCGGGACGCGUCCCUCUGUGCCCGGCUCCUGUCACUGCGCAGUGUCCUCGGGUCCGUCCACACGGUGGCAGGCGGCAGGACGUCCUAACUUUCCGAGUCUGGACGAGACUCCGGCGUGUGGAUGGACGCGCUGUGUUUAUCCAUCCUAUGCCAGCGGACGCGUUUAUGUGCUUUGUUUUAUUGUAAUGUCUCUUCGUUUCGGAGGGGCAGGGGAGAGGGUCGCUGCUGAGGGGAGGCGGAGCAUGGGAGGUUCCCUCCCUGCCGCCCACCCCCCCCCCCCACCGGGCCCGUGGUGGACGCUCAGCCAGGAAGAUGGGGGUCCAGAGGGCCCAGCCACCUGCCCCCUCAGAGCUCCCAGGGCCACCGGGACAGGAGCGUAGGGGGAUGGCGCGGGGUGCGGACAGGGCUCUGGACUCCAGUCAUCCUGGCUUGCGUCUGCCCUCCUGAGUCUCAGUUUUCUGACCUGUAAUAUGGGGCUAAGAAGAGCCUGUACCCAAGGAUGGGCUUACACACAUUUGCCUCUGGAAGCCCCCCCUGACCCCCCACCCCCCCGCCGUGGUGCAGCCUGGGUGAUCUCCUGGCGGUCAGUCUAGGAGGACCAGGCGUGUCUGACUUGGGCAUUCGGAGCCCAGGGCGGGUUCUGCAGGCUGAUAAGUAGGCACUUAACAAAUACCUGAAUUAACACCCAGAUGGCGGUGUGCUACUGAGACAGAACAGAUUUCAGGGUGACAGCGACAUGAUGGCCCAGGCCCAUGGCCCCCCAGCCACCCACCUUCUGUCACGCUGCACUUGGUUCCCAUCGGCAGGAAACUUAGGCUCCCUGGAUGCAGCCACCUGGCCCCCCGGUGGUGGCCCGAAACCCUUGCCUGGCACGGAGGCCGGUCCCCCCGCAAAAGUACCCGAGUCUUACUCUGUCCUAUGCACUGGGGCCCCCCGAGGGUCCCUCGUGCCUUCGUUAUCCCCGUUUGACACCCCGGGUGGACAUGUGACAGCUCAGAAGGUGUAUCCUGUCCCUGGCAUCGUGACCGGGCCACAUUCCGAAAUCUGGUCUCUGGAAAAUUCCACGGCCCGAUUCCAGCCACAGGGAGCCCUGCUAACCCCUCCCCAUUCGUUGUGUUAUGUAACAUUUGGGGAUUAGUACUGUGGCAUCCAGAGGCAGCCGCCUGGACUCAAACCCAGGACUGUCCCUUCCUGGCUGUGUAAGCAAAGCAACGACAUCCCCAGGCCUCAGUGUGCUCACCUGUAAAAUGGGAACAGGGCCGGUUCCCGUGUCCCAGGACUUACGUAAGAGUACACGAAAGAACACAAGGAAAGAGCUUGGAACUGAGUCUGAGGUGUGGCUCGGAGAUGUCCCCGCCGGUUCCCAGGAGGGUCCCAGACAGCCCACUAGCCCUUUCACCUGUCUCCCCUUGGCCGCCCGUGCCGGGAGUCACAAACCCUUGUCUGCUCUUGGGUCCCCAGAUUCUGUUCCUCCUCGCUGCCUAGCGCCCUGAAUAUAUGGUACCCCUACCCCCCAGCGGGGCCCCUCCUGGGUCCCUGCCCCAGGCCUCACUCCCUUUCCAACCAGCUCCAGCCCCAGAGAUACUGGUUUUCUUUCUCCUCCUCUGAAUCCUGCCACGGCUCCCAGUGCCACGAGAGCCCCGUCAAGCCCUCGCUUCCAGUCGCCUCUCCCUGGAAAAGCCUCCUAGAGGAGACGAUCCUCUGACCUCAGUUUUCUGCUCAGGGCAAUGGGCACGUUAACACUUCACAGCCUGGCGGGAGGCGCAGGCUUGGAACAGCAGCGAGCCGGCUGAUCGCACCGGAUUGGCGCAGGGCUGUCGCGCCGGGCGCGAGCUCCUGUCUCAUCACUGAAACUCCCUCCAGCCCGGUGUCCCCGUGCGCCCCCGCCCCCCCCCGCUCACCGCGCACACCUGCCCCCGCCGGCGCCUGGCCACGCCCCGAGCGUCGGGCCACGCCCCCUCCCCGCCCCCUCAGCCAAUAAGACGCGCCCCAGCGGCGCGCAGCCCCGGGAGCAGCCGCGCGGUGGUCCCGCUGAGGCUGCGCCAGUGCCCGCGCCGAGCGCCCGCCAGGCUCCCGGCGGGAUGGAACCCGGGCCGCGGCGGCGGCGGGGGCACAGUUGCCGCCCGCCGGUCUCCGUCUUCCUGCGCGACCCGAACUCCGGGCGCGUCUACAGGCGCGGAAAGCUGAUCGGCAGGGGUGCCUUCAGCCGCUGCUACAAGCUGAUGGACAUGUCCACCAGCGCGGUGUUUGCCCUCAAGGUGGUGCCUCGUGGUGGGGGCGGGGCCGGGCGGCUCCGCACCCGGGGGAAGGUGGAACGUGAGAUCGCCCUGCACAGCCGCCUGCGACACCGAAACAUUGUAGCCUUCCACGGACACUUUGCUGACCGCGACCACGUGUACAUGGUGCUGGAGUACUGCAGCCGCCAGUCACUGGCCCACGUUCUGGAGGCGCGGCAGACCCUGACGGAGCCCGAGGUGCGCUACUACCUGCGGGGCCUGGUCAGCGGCCUGUGCUACCUGCACCAGCGGCGCAUUGUGCACCGCGACCUGAAGCCCAGUAACUUCUUCCUGAACAAGAACAUGGUGCUAAAGAUUGGAGACCUGGGGCUGGCUGCCAGGGUGGGGCCGGGGGGCCGCUGCCACAGAGUGCUCUGCGGGACCCCAAACUUCCUGGCCCCGGAGGUCAUCUCCAGGAGUGGACACUCCUGCCAGUCAGACAUCUGGGCUCUCGGCUGCAUCAUGUACACAGCGCUGACCGGGGCCCCUCCCUUCACGGCGGCUCCCCUGUCGGAGAUGUACCAGAACAUCAGAGCCGGCCGCUACCCCGAGCCUGCCCACCUGUCCCCCAACGCGCGCCGCCUCAUCGCCCGCCUGCUGGCGCCCGACCCCGCGGAGCGGCCCAGCCUGGACCGCCUGUUGCGGGAUGACUUCUUCACACAGGGCUUCACCCCGGACCGGCUGCCGGCCCGCUCCUGCCACAGCCCACCCAUCUUUACCAUGCCCCAGCCUCUGCGCAGGCUCGUCCGGAAGGUGGGCCAGCUGCUGCUGGCCCAGUGCCGGCCCCCCUGCCCCUGCACUCCUAACAAGGCCUCGGAUUCAGGAGGAGGUGGUUCAGAUCCUGACUCCACGGAGUGGGGCGGUGAGGCCUCCCUGUUGGACAGAGAGGCUCCCCGCUCCGCAGUCCCCGUCUACCUGCUCACCCACGGGACCCUCCGGAGUGACCCAGCCGGGCCCAAGGGGAGCCGGAGGCAGGAGGUAGAGGCGGCCAUCAGGAACUUGCUGCUCUGCCUGGAUCCCAGCCUCCCAGCCCCACAGGACCCCCCGGGAGGGCAGCAGCCGGUCCUCUGGGCCCCCACGUGGGUGGAUUAUUCCAGCAAGUACGGCUUCGGCUAUCAGCUGUCGGAUGGGGGCAGCGGUGUCCUGUUUCGGGACGGCACGCACAUGGCCCUGCGCCCCCCGGGGGACCGGGUCUGCUACACGUCCGCGCGGGGGAAGCUGGACACGUUCGCCCCGAGGGACGCGCCCAGCCCGCUGGGCGCCAAGCUGGCCGUCCUCCGGCUCUUGGCCCGAUACAUGCAGCAGCGGCCGCGGGAGGAGGAGGGCUGGCCCGUGUCCACCCCCCCGGCGGCCCCCGGCCACUGCCUGCUGCGCUUCCUCGUGUCGGACCGGGCUUUGCUGCUGCUUUUCAGCGACGGGACACUGCAGGUGAGCUGCCUCGGAGACCAGGCUCACCUGGUCCUGAGCGGCCAGGGCUGGGAGCUGCGGCUCACGGUCCGGGAACGCGGCCAGCGCAGCACCACGCACGCCCUGGGCGCCCUGCGGAGCCCCAGCUGCGCCCUGGCCACCCGGCAGCGCCUUCUCCACGCUCUUCACAUGCUGCAGAGCGUCUAAUGCCGGGGCCCCGGCUCCGUUCAGGCUCUGGUUCCCCAGAGGGGUGUCCCUGGGGACAGCAUGGCGGGGGGGGGGGUGGCGGGGGGCUCGCUUUGUGUCAUGACUGUUCAAC
Messenger RNA from Acinonyx jubatus (cheetah), 6015 nucleotides. RefSeq names its product polo like kinase 5 (inactive) (gene PLK5). Gene Ontology annotation, biological process: protein phosphorylation; regulation of cytokinesis; mitotic cell cycle. The transcript is spliced from 16 exons. Lineage: Eukaryota; Metazoa; Chordata; Mammalia; Carnivora; Felidae. The coding region runs from base 4095 to 5903 and encodes 602 amino acids. The record is from RefSeq and is a predicted model, not a curated record. Gene Ontology annotation, molecular function: protein serine/threonine kinase activity; ATP binding; protein binding. Gene Ontology annotation, cellular component: spindle pole; centrosome; cytoplasm.